AUGCCCCCUCAAGAGCCUCUUUCCUACCCUCUUAAUUCCCCAUUGUUGCACAUUCUCUCCCAAAAAUCAUCUCUCAAUCUUACAUUACCUCAAAAGAGAUCUUUACUAAAAAUGACACUUACAAAGAGAAAAUCAAUCCUGAUUCUUGUUUUUAUCCUUGUGAUUGCCUCCCUCAUAAGAGUACUCAGAAUCACCAUUACCACUUCAUACUUCCCAAAUGUUGUUUCAUCAUCUAUGGAUCAUGAUCUUAUAACAACAAGAAGUAAUGUGAGUGACAAGACACUCUCUGAAAAGGAACUUAGGUUUCUCUCAGAUAUAAUCCUUCAAAAAUCUCCCUGUAAUCUUCUCGUUUUUGGGCUUGAAGAUCAAUACCUAAAGUUACCAACCAUCAACAAAGGUGGUGCAACAGUUUUUCUAGAGGACAAACCAGAAAAGCUAAUGAAAAUGAAGGGAAAUGGCGAUGGUGUACAGGUAUUCAGAAUCAGGUAUAAAACAUCUGCUAAAGAAGCAUAUAAGUUGUUAAAGCAUGCAAGAAGAGACUCUAGUUGUUCUGUAAGAAGACUUACCUCAAAAUGUGGAGAUGGACCCGAGUCACCUGGAAGAAUGGGAGCUAUUUAUAUGGCGGGUGUUCUUGCAAGAUCUGGGAAUGGGACGAAUGUUGUUGUUCAUGAUGUUGAUCGGAUGAUUGAGAAGUGGUUUUCAUGGGAGUUUUUGAGUGAAAAGAAUUUGGUUUCUUCUAAAGGGAAGUUUUGGAAUUUUAAGAUUAGUCAAAGAAAGAAACUGGUUUCUUUGAAAAGAUCAUGA
Molecule: messenger RNA, 804 nt
Organism: Lactuca virosa
Lineage: Eukaryota; Viridiplantae; Streptophyta; Magnoliopsida; Asterales; Asteraceae
Source: the annotation of a GenBank genome assembly